Messenger RNA from Ananas comosus (pineapple), 2225 nucleotides. Its product is annotated as tRNA-specific 2-thiouridylase MnmA. NCBI's taxonomy places the organism in Eukaryota, Viridiplantae, Streptophyta, Magnoliopsida, Poales, Bromeliaceae. The record is from RefSeq and is a predicted model, not a curated record. The coding region runs from base 116 to 1603 and encodes 495 amino acids. The transcript is spliced from 11 exons. Gene Ontology annotation, biological process: tRNA processing. Gene Ontology annotation, molecular function: sulfurtransferase activity.
AGAUUACGAGGAACACUACAUAUAUUUACAUACACACACUGAGCACCAUCGCAGCGGUUAGUGUAGUUUCAAGUCUCCUAACCCAAAACCGAAAGGAAGAAAGGAGGUAGAGCACAUGCGGAGAGCCAUGGCGACGCGUCCUCGCCUCCUCCUCUCCGCUCUAAACCCUAACCUUUUCACUCCCAAAACCCUGACACCUCUCCAUUCUCUUCCAUCCUCGCCGCGCCCUCCUCCUCCGACAAGGAGUUCGCCCAUAUCUCUCUGCGUUCGCUCCUCUUCCUCUUCUGCUACUCCGUUGCUCACCUCUCCUCCCCCCCCUCCUCCUCCUCCUCCGAGCCCUUCUAAUGGCGUGGAUUUGAAGCCCUACCUCGGCUGCUCGGCGGCGGGGGAGCGGGGACUCCGGGUGGCUGUCCUCCUCAGCGGCGGCGUCGACAGCAGCGUCGCCCUCCGCCUCCUCCACGCCGCCGGCCACCGCUGCACCGCCUUCUACCUCAAGAUCUGGUUCCAGGAAGACUUCAGAAACUUUUGGUCUGAAUGCCCAUGGGAUGACGAUUUGAAGUAUGCAACUGCUGUCUGUGAUCAGAUUGAUGUGCCUUUGGAGGUUGUCCAUCUAUCAGAUGAAUACUGGAACAAUGUGGUUUCUCACAUUAUAACUGAGUACCGUAGUGGCCGUACUCCGAAUCCUGAUGUUCUGUGUAAUACAAGAAUCAAGUUUGGUGCUUUUCUAGAAGCCAUUGAAAAUAUGGGGUUUGAUUAUAUUGCUUCUGGACAUUAUGCUCAUGUUAUUCACUCAUUGCCCAAGCUGGGAGAUGAGCCAUCUGUGCUAAAAUUAUCACAAGACAUGGUCAAGGAUCAAACAUAUUUUCUCUCACAUUUAUCUCAGUUUCAGCUUAAAAGGCUUCUUUUUCCACUUGGCUGCAUGCAAAAGGAUAAAGUGCGUAGGUUAGCAACUAUGCUGGACCUACCGAAUAGGGACCGGAAGGACUCUCAAGGAAUAUGUUUCCUUGGAAAGGUCAAGUUCAGUGAGUUUGUUGCAAAGCAUAUAGGAGAGAUGGAAGGAGUACUACUUGAAGCUGAGACGGGAGAUUACUUGGGUAAACACCGUGGCUUCUGGUUUUAUACUAUUGGUCAGCGCCAAGGCCUCCGUCUUCCUGGUGGACCCUGGUAUGUUGUUGAAAAGGAUGCUCAAAACAAUGUGGUUUUUGUUUCGAGAAAUUAUUUUUCAUUGGAUAAGAGGAGGCGCACAUUUCAUGUUGGAUCUUUAAAUUGGUUCAGUGGUUCACCACCCGCAAAUAAUCGUCAGCUUCAAUGCAAGGUGCGACAUGGCCCUGGCUUUUACAAUUGCACAAUAACCAAAGAGUCAAUUGAAGAUGAUAAUAAAGACUCCUUGGUGGUGCAUUUAUCCGAGGAUGACCAGGGUUUAGCCGCGGGUCAGUUCGCUGCCUUCUACGAUGGUGAUGUCUGCAUAGGCUCGGGUAUAAUUUUGGACUCAUGGGACGAGAAGUGCUUUCCCAUUUGUGAAAGGGCUUUAGAACUCGCUAAGAUGGAAGACAAGUCCAAACUUGGAAAGCCAGUGAGGAUAAUGAAUUUGGAAAGACAAUGAAAGGAAAGAAUAAACCCUGUGGGACCUCAGAACAGUUUCUGGAUAGAGAUACGGAUAUCGAAGCGGUCGCCAUGGCAUCUUUGAGCUAUUGUUUUGGAUAUUUUGGCAUUUUCUCGAAGCUUUCAUGCACCUUGCUCGAGAAGUUAUAUUGAAGAUGCACCUAUGGCCCUGGGCUUUGAUGUGUCGUUCUGGAGAAAAGCUGUUCGAUGGUACAUUCGCUGACGAAAAAAGCAAUUGUUGUUAUGCCAGGGUUCAGACUAUCUGCCUUUCCGAACAUUACAGCGAAUUUAUUGGAAGUUCAAAAUGACAACUGACCUAAACCGAUGAUGGGCAUGAACAUUUCACUCUGUUUCUUUCAUGGGAUCUAAUGUUGUAACAAAAUGUUCUCUAUGUUGGUUUUGAAUCUUUUGAAGGGACACUGAUUCAAGGAUGUCACUUGCUUUACGUGAGACACCCAUAUAGUUUUUCGUCUGGAAAACCUUUUAAACAUCUUAGAAUUCAUUAAUAUUCGUACAGAAAUUCCUCCAAAUAGGGGCUUGUAUCUUCUACUGUGGCUCGGGCACCGGUUUCAUAAUUAUUCUUGUAAACUUCAUAUUAUAAUCUUAUUAUGUGGUUAUCAAUC